AACAAGGUGUGCAUGUUGAAUGUUAGUUGUGAUAUCCAUCUUCCACAUUAAAACUUAUUUAUUUUUUGCAAAAAAAGAUUGUACAAUCCGUCCAUCAUCACUAGUUCACUAUUAGUAGUUCUAGGGGAGAUUGUUAGGUGUGGUCUGGAGCUAGUUUUCUACUUAAUUUAGUGGCAGCCAUUAGAUGAAGGGUUUUAGAUGUGAUGCAUCAUGCCCACAACUCCACACAACCAAUAUUCCUUCUCAUGCACAAAUGGCAAAACACUAGCAAUUAGGGUGGAUCUAAACCUAGCUUAUCAGGAUCCGUUAAAUCAUCAGCUGAAGCACUGAUUCAGUUGAUACCACAAAAGUUAAGCCUAUCUUGAAUCUUGAUUCUUCGCAUCAUUUUUCUAUGUGUGAUACUAACAAGAAAAGUUCAGCCUGUCUCGAAUCUUGCUUCUUCUUCAUCUUUACUUAUUCGAGACACUACUAAAAAAUAUCGAAGAUCAGCCACUCUCCCGGCCAUAGCUAACUGUAUGAUUUUGGCCCCUACCAAAAGCAAAGAUUACAAAAGGAGGUGGCUAGAAUAGAACCUUUAGACAGAGAACAUAUAUUCUUCCCGAUUAGCCACAUCUCAUAGCGCGAUUCCUUUGCACCUCAAUUAAGCCUGCAAUACUGCGCCGACCACUCCCUCCUCUUUACCCGCCGCGGUCAUCUAUAAAUAAGCACCGUUGGGUCAUUACCAUCAUAAAACUCCAAGAACACAACAGCCUCUAGCUAGCUCACCUGAACUGAGCUAAUCAGAUCGAUCGAUCACAAAGCCCCAAGACACAAGAGCCUACAGCUAGCCACCAAUUCGCUCGAUCAACAAUGGCGGACAAAGUGAUGAAGCUGGCGUCGCAGCGGGCAGUGGUGAUCUUCGGGGCGAGCAACUGCUGCAUGUGCCACACGGUGAAGACGCUCUUCACGGAGCUGGGCGUGAGCUGGACUGUGCACGAGUUGGACAAGGACCCCCAAGGGAAGGAUGUCGAGAGGGUGCUUUCCAGCAUGGUCGGACGGAGCCCACCCGUGCCGGUGGUCUUCAUCGGCGGAAGGCUCAUUGGAUCCACUGACAAGGUCAUGACGCUGCACCUCGGCGGUCAGCUGGUGCCACUCCUCCGCCAGGCCGGCGCCCUUUGGCUCUGAAGAGUCAUGGACAGCAGUAGUGGCUGAUGCGUGCGUGCAGUUAUGUGUGAUCGUAACCUCGAAAUCGAGCUAAGCUAGUGAUCAUAUAGUGUGUGCAGUGCAGCUACAUAAUUUUGGAAAGGUCAUCAAACAUAUUAGUGGUCAUGAUCUUUCAGUUUUACUGCUUGUUGUCAUAUAACAGAACAAUGGAUGCUUUGUGAUGAGUAUCCUGAGCAAUAAUAAAGGAGCUUAUGCGUA
Messenger RNA from Hordeum vulgare subsp. vulgare (domesticated barley), 1401 nucleotides. Its product is annotated as putative glutaredoxin-C2. Lineage: Eukaryota; Viridiplantae; Streptophyta; Magnoliopsida; Poales; Poaceae. Bases 850 to 1164 code for a protein of 104 amino acids. The record is from RefSeq and is a predicted model, not a curated record. The transcript has a single exon.